Molecule: messenger RNA, 1655 nt
Organism: Salarias fasciatus (jewelled blenny)
Lineage: Eukaryota; Metazoa; Chordata; Actinopteri; Blenniiformes; Blenniidae
Product: rho GTPase-activating protein 15-like
Exons: 13
Coding region: 114-1532 (472 amino acids)
Biological process (GO): regulation of GTPase activity; signal transduction
Cellular component (GO): cytoplasm
Source: RefSeq, a predicted model, not a curated record
GAGAGUUCCUGUUGUCAGAACGCCAUGAGCUGAGAGGAGGCCGGUUAAGUCAGGAAACAAGACGACGCACGUGACGCCCGCUGCUUCCUCUCACAGACUCUUCUGGCUCAGAGAUGGCAGCUUCCAGCCCCUCAGACCCCCAGACUGGCUCUCUGGAUCCCGUGAAGCUGCGGAUCAAGACCCCUCAGAGCUCCACAGACCGCCUGAGUCAGUCCAAGUCCAUGGUGCUGCAGGACUCAGACCUCCCUCAGAAACCUCCCUGGAGACAUCGCAGGAAUCAGUCUCAACACAACACUGUUGACGCAGGAGCUGCACUGCUUGAUCCUCUGCUUAAUCUGAAAGGUGAACAAAUGAACAUGGCGAAAAUUUCAGAGAGUGGUAAGAAGCAGAGGAAGAACUGGACGGCCAUGUGGGCCGUGCUGACGGCAGACCAGCUGCUGUUCAGCAAAGACAAACCGGAGCACGGUCUGAAAGCAGGCGGUAGGACGGAUGUGGUGGAGCUGAGCGGAGCCUUGAUGGAGUGGACGACCGAGAAAUCCAGCAGGAAAAAUGUUUUCCAGAUCACGACAAGCAAAGGCAGCCAGUACCUCAUUCAGGACGACUGUCAGUCCACUGCCAGCCGAUGGUUCCACGCCAUCAAAAAGGCCGCCAGCUCUUCAACUGAAGAUCGCAGUGAAUUUCCUCUGCGGAGGUCAAACAGCACAGACCUUUCACCCAGACACAGUUCACUACCCGGAUAUACUUCUGCCUCGCCCAGUGCCAAACCGCGUAUCCCAGCCCACCGGCGCUCCAUCAACAUGUUCGGCAGUGCGAAGCUGAAACACAGCACGUCUGACAGCAGCGACAAGAACCGAGUGAAGAACCGGCUGAAGAAGUUCAUCACGAGACGCCCGUCCAUGAAGACGCUACAGGAGAAAGGCUUCAUCAAAGACAGAGUGUUUGGCUGCAACCUCUCGACGCUGUGUGAACGGGAAGGAACCACGGUACCCAAGUUUGUUCAGACCUGUAUACGCGCCGUGGAAAAACGAGGCCUGCAGGCCGACGGUAUCUACCGAGUCAGUGGAAACUUGGCGACGAUCCAGAAACUCCGCUUCAUAGUAGAUCAAGAGGAGGAACUGGACCUGGACCACAGCCAGUGGGAGGACAUCCACGUCAUCACGGGAGCCCUCAAGAUGUUCUUCAGGGAGCUGCCGGAGCCGCUGUUCCCCUCCAGGUUCUUCCAGCGGUUUGUUGAGGCCAUCAAAAUCCAGGAACCACAACAGAAGGUUCAAGCUGUGAAGAAGCUGAUUGAGCAGAUGCCAAAACCCAACCAGGACACCAUGAAGGUCUUAUUCAGCCACCUGCACAGGGUUCUGGCCUUUUCCAGAAGGAAUCUGAUGUCCACUCAGGGUGUCAGUAUUGUUUUUGGCCCAACACUGAUGUGGCACGAGCAGGAUGCAGCAAACAUGGCCGUCAACAUGGCGUUCCAGAACCAGAUAGUGGAGUUCAUCCUCAUCGAGAGCCACCAGAUCUUUGACCUGAAAGGAAAGUAAACAUGGACCUGACGCCCUCAUGUGAUGGAACAUGACGUCUGUAAAUCUGGUUUGACGUGAAAAUAAAGAGUUUUUGUUGUUGUUUUUGGUACAAUCAACCUCUUUCAGUCUUUUUUCCCCUGG